This is a messenger RNA of Dendronephthya gigantea, 613 nucleotides long. RefSeq lists its product as uncharacterized. Bases 41 to 499 code for a protein of 152 amino acids. The transcript is spliced from 5 exons. The record is from RefSeq and is a predicted model, not a curated record. Lineage: Eukaryota; Metazoa; Cnidaria; Anthozoa; Malacalcyonacea; Nephtheidae.
AUCCAAGGUUAGAGUUACACAGAGUCAACAUGAUAGAGUUAUGUCAACAAAUGCACCAAAGAAUUCAUUAUUUUUCCAACCAACUGCUAAGACUCCAAAAAAAAUAACAGCUGAUGACUAUAUGCAUGAUAAUAGUCAACUUGAUAGCAGUGCAUAUGGUAGUAUGGAUGAAAUGGAUGAUAUUCCAACAGGUCCUAUUUUACGACGUUCAGCACUUGGUAAUAAGGACAAUUCUAGUACUAAUCCUCAAGACAACACAAGUAUGUCCCUGUCAGAGGAUUUAGAUGAUGAACCACAAGGUCCAAUAUUACGACGUUCUGGACUUGGUAGUGCAGCCAAACCAACUCCAAAUUUAUCCCAGUCAGAAAAUAUUGACGAUGAGCCGAAAGGCCCAAUCUUGCGAAGAUCAGCUCUUAGUAAAAACAGCCCGCCUAAAAGUGAACCAUCAAAUAUCUCUCAGUCUGACGAUAUGAAUGAUGAAACGCAAGGUGAAUGGUGAUUACAGUUGUCAGAACUGUGUGAUCGCAUCGGUUAUCGUUUUCGUAAUGUGGACUCAACAAAGAAUUUAAAAUCUUCACUCGUUAUCGACUUUUGAGACACUAAGCAUGGGUGC